Messenger RNA from Morchella sextelata, 831 nucleotides. RefSeq lists its product as uncharacterized. Gene Ontology annotation, cellular component: mitochondrion. Gene Ontology annotation, molecular function: 4 iron, 4 sulfur cluster binding; ATP binding; ATP-dependent FeS chaperone activity. Gene Ontology annotation, biological process: mitochondrial respiratory chain complex I assembly; iron-sulfur cluster assembly. The coding region runs from base 1 to 831 and encodes 276 amino acids. The record is from RefSeq and is a predicted model, not a curated record. The transcript has 7 exons. NCBI's taxonomy places the organism in Eukaryota, Fungi, Ascomycota, Pezizomycetes, Pezizales, Morchellaceae.
AUGCCUUCCCGUCGUUUAUUUUCCACAAUUGGAGCUCUAAGCCAUGAGAAUCCCUUGGGACUUCCCAAAUCUGGAUCCUUUCCGCGUAUGCAGAGAGGGCUUCCCACAAAAAGACAUAUCAAAGAUGUUGACAAAGUGAUCGCCGUAUCUUCUGCAAAGGGCGGUGUUGGAAAGUCCACGGUUGCAGUUAAUCUUGCUCUUGCUCUUGCACGGCAAGGAAAGAGGACUGGAAUUCUCGACACUGACAUUUUUGGACCUUCGAUCCCCAGACUUUUAAACUUAUCCGGCGAGCCUCAUCUCUCUCAAAACAACCAGUUGAUUCCAAUGAGUAACUACGGCAUCAAGUCCAUGUCGAUGGGAUAUCUGGUAGGCGAAGAGGCACCGGUAGUUUGGCGUGGUUUGAUGGUCAUGAAGGCUUUACAACAGCUUCUCCAUGAGGUCGAGUGGGGCGGCCUAGAUGUGUUGGUUUUAGACUUGCCUCCAGGAACCGGCGACACUCAACUCACAAUAACCCAACAGAUUAUACUCGAUGGUGCCGUUAUUGUGUCCACACCCCAGGAUAUUGCUUUGAUCGACGCUGUCAAAGGAAUUAAUAUGUUCAAGAAAGUCGACGUGCCGCUCCUUGGGAUGGUUCAGAACAUGAGUGUAUUCACCUGCCCAAACUGCAGCCACUCAACACACAUCUUUGGAACAGAUGGAGUUGCGCGAGAAUGCGUAAAACAUGGAAUCGAGCUUUUGGGCGAUCCUACGGUUGUCGCUGAUCCAGACGGGAUCUAUGCGUCGGCGUUCUCAUCGAUCGCAUCGAAAGUAAACAAGAAACUAUUCUCGUAA